CCGGCAUGCGCAGCAACCUGCUGCUGUACUAUGAGGAGGCCGGCGGGGUGGGCGUCCUGCUAACCGGCUGGACCCAGGAUGGCGGCGCCUGCCAGGUGUGGGAGCAGCCGUCCUACCGGCAGCGCUUGAACCAAAGCGAGGUGGUCAGUUGCCUGCCCGACGGCUCCACCGCUGGCGUCGUCUUCCAGCAGGCCGGCGCCUGGUACCUGGCCGUGGCGGCCACCUACUCAACCAGCGCGGACACGAACCACCUGCACUGCGAGCCCUCGAAGUCGGACAAGGAGACCGUCAUCACGGUGCGCAGCAUGGUCAACCUGAAGUCCGAGGAGGAUCUGGGCAUCAUCAAGCGCAGGGAGGAACCUUUGCACUUUGUUGACGCGCUCCAGUGGAGGGAUCACCUUUUCUUUCCCUACUACACGUUGAAGGCCAGGUUGAGCAAUAACACGGAGCCACCCAGCAUGGCUGUCCUGCGCCAGCUGGACCCUUCAUAUGCUGGCCUUACUUUGGAAGGGCACGUCUAUUUGGACUGCGGGUGCAGGAGCCUCAUUAUUUCCUCCAGCCUUGUCCGCCAGGGUGAGCAGGGCUGGUGGGUGGGUGUGUUCCGCCACAGCCACAACGCUAAGGCGUGGAACAGCACUGCCGUCUGCAUCUUUGGGAUGGAGGAGAUGAAGGAGCAAGCCUGUGCAUCCCCGCACUUCAACAUGAACGGGAAGAGCUGUGAGGCACCAUCAAUCAAGAAAUUACCUACCUUGAUUCACUCUGGAUUAGUGGCUGUUUAUGGCACUGUUGUUUUGAAUCAUAUAGUUCUCUUUUUGGGAACAGAUGAUGGACAGUUACUGAAGGCUAUUCUUAAUGAGGACAUGAAAUCUAAUUGCCCAGAGGUUUUAUAUGAAAUUGAGGAAGAAACUUCCAUUUUCCCCAAACUACGACUUGAUCCAGUGGAUAAUAACUACAUCUAUUUGUCCUCUGCCAAUAAGGUGAGAAGAAUACCAGUUGCAAAUUGUGGUAGAUUUGCUUCUGAGCAAGAAUGCUUAUCUGCAAAGGACCCAUACUGUGGGUGGUGUUCUUUCAAACGAAGGUGCACAUUAAAAGAAAAUUGUACACAUUCAAACAGCAUAAAUGGUUGGUAUAACAUUUCACAUGCACCUGAUAAAGAUCUGAAAAUCCUGCUAAGUUUCCCUGCCAGAUAUCAGGUUGUUGUGACUGCAAAUGUAAGCAGAAUCCUUACUUUCUGUAUGAUAAAAAUUGUAACAGCUGUUGAAAUAUUUUAUGAAAAUGUAGUGCUGAAGAAUUCAUCCUGUUUCUGCAAUCUAACCACUCUGACGAUAACUGAUAAUGAUUGUCUAGUUCUCGAAGCAUCACUGUCCUCAAGCUCUUGGAAUAUCACACAAACAUUUCAGUUGAAAAACUGCUCACGUUGUAUACACAAGGGUGAGUGUGCCAGCUGUGAAUGGAUACGUGUCUCUCCUGUCACCACCUGCCAGGAUGAUUGCAAUGCAACUGCUUCCAAGGGGAUCACCACUGUGCAGAAAACAGAGCAUAUCAGCAUUCAAUCCAUUGAACCUUUGUGGAUUUCUACAUUAGGCAAAAGUGAAAUAACAGUCAAAGGAGAAAACUUUACACGUGCAUCAGGCAUAAAACUGAUACUGACUGGAAUUACUGGCUGUAAACCAGAUGUCAUUAAAGUUAGAAAUGUGCUAAAUGAUACACAAAUGACAUUUGCUCUUCCACCAACACGUAAAGAGGCUAAGAGUAUAUGUAUCCAGGCUGAUGGGAAAAAAUGUUCACCACCAAUGACCCUGCAUUAUGUUUCGCUGCCAUCAUGCUCUAGAAUUACACCAAAUACCUCCUGGAUCAGUGGUGGUCGCAAAAUUACUACAACUGGUAGAAAUUUUAAUGUGGUAGACAGUGUGAUUAUUUCAGAUGACCAGAGAUCGAACCUCACAGUCUCUAGGUGUCCUGGAAAUGCAUCUGAGUAUCAUUAUUUAACACCAAGCCUGAGUCAUGCAACAGAGGGUAAAAUUGUUGAUAUGAUGUUAAAAGUGGAUACUACCUUUAUACCAUGUGUCAAAUUACACUAUCACCCAGACCCGGUGUUCAUUAACUACCAGCUGCACACUGAACUGGAUCCUGAUCUGGAAUUAAAAAUAUAUAAAGAAAAUGAUAACUUGAAUAUUUCUAAAACUGAGGUAGAGGUUUAUCUGUCAUAUACGACUGGUGCACAGACCAAAAAGAUAUGGUUCAGUGUCCAAAAUAUUACCAAAAAGCCAGACCGUAGCACCAUACUGUGCAAAUUCAAAAGGGAAGGAACUGAUAAGAUUGACUUUUCCACAGUGAAAGUUUUUCCCUGGAAAUACAAAGGCUGUGUCCUUCCAGCCCUGUGGUGUUUUUUUGCUUGCUUGUGUCUGUAUAGCUGUGACGUCAAAUUGGGAAAUUUUGAGCACGAAGUCAAACCAACAUCAUCACACAUAUAUUUAUAUGUUCUUAUUUUGCUACCUAUUGUGGUGGGUGUCAUUAUCGUGGCAUUCAUAGUGACUAGAUACAAAUCCAAAGAGCUAACUCGUAAACAGAGUCAGCAACUUGAACUGCUGGAAUAUGAGAUUCGUAAGGAAAUACGCGAGGGAUUUGCUGAACUGCAGAUGGAUGAAUUAGAUGUGGUGGAUAGUUUCGGAACAGUUCCCUUCCUUGACUACAAACACUUCGCUCUUAGAACUUUCUUUCCAGAGUCAGGAGGCUUUGCAUCCAUCUUCAGUGAAGAAAUGCCACAGAGCAGAGACCAAACGAGCAAGGAUGAAAGCUUCAACAUGUUGCAUGCUUUAAUUUGUAACAAGAACUUUCUUGUUACUCUCAUUCACACCCUUGAAAAGCAGAAAAAUUUCUCUGUGAAAGACAGGUGCUUGUUUGCAUCCUUCUUGACUAUUGCAUUACAAACUAAGCUAGUUUAUCUCACCCAUAUUUUGGAAGUAUUGACAAGGGAUUUGAUGGAGCAAUCAAGCAAUGUACAGCCUAAGCUCCUGCUCAGACGAACUGAAUCUGUGGUAGAAAAAUUGCUGACAAACUGGAUGUCUGUCUGCCUUUCUGGAUUCCUCCGGGAGACAAUUGGUGAACCUUUCUAUUUGCUGGUGACAACCCUCAAUCAGAGGAUAAACAAAGGACCUGUUGAUGCAAUAACUUGCAAAGCCCUGUACACUCUUAACGAAGACUGGCUGCUGUGGCAAGUGUCUGAAUUCAAAACAGUGAUGGUGAACAUUAUCUUUGAAAAAAUCCCAGAAAAUGAGAGUGGAGAUGCCUGUCAAACUAUUCAAGUUAAUGUUCUCGACUGCGACACCAUAGGCCAAGCCAAGGAGAAGAGCCUUCAGGCUUUCUUCAAUAAGAAUGGCUUUCUCUAUGGUCUUCAGCUGGAUGAAAUUGGUCUUGAACUUGUGUCUGAGGAGCAGCAAAGAGAAUUGUUAGAUAUUGAUGGUUCCUCAGAGGUGAUGGAGGAUGGGAUAAGGAAGCUAAAUACCAUCGGUCAUUACGAGAUUACUAAUGGAGCAACCAUAAAAGUCUUCAAAAAGAAGGCAAAUACCCGAUCAGAUGUGGACUACUCAGAUGAACACUGUCAUUUGAUAUUACCAGACUCAGAAGCAAACAAAGAUGUGAAGGGAGCAGGUCACAAAGGAAAGCAAAAAUUCAAAGUGAAAGAAAUGUAUCUCACAAAACUUCUGUCUACCAAGGUGGCAAUUCAUUCGGUUGUUGAAAAGCUCUUCAGGAGCAUUUGGAGUUUACCCAACAAUAAAGCGCCUGUUGCCAUCAAGUACUUUUUUGACUUUUUGGAUGCUCAGGCUGAGAGCAAAAAAAUUACUGAUCCUGAUGUGGUCCACAUAUGGAAAACCAACAGUCUUCCUCUUCGCUUUUGGGUGAACAUACUGAAGAAUCCCCAGUUUGUCUUUGAUAUUAAGAAGACUUCACACAUAGAUGGCUGUUUGUCUGUAAUCGCACAAGCUUUCAUGGAUGCCUUUUCUCUUGCAGAACAGACACUGGGGAAGGAAGCACCAACAAAUAAACUUCUCUAUGCUAAGGACAUUCCACUCUACAAGAAGGAGGUGAAAGCAUACUACAAAGCCAUCAGGGAUCUGCCUCCAUUGACCACUGCAGAGGUUGAAGAAUUUCUAGCUCAGGAAUCUAAGAAACAUGAAAAUGAAUUUAAUGAGAAAGUGGCCUUGUUUGAAAUCUACAAAUACAUAGUGAAAUACUAUGAUGAGAUUGUCAGCAAACUCGAGCGAGAACGGGGGUUUGAAGAAGUCCAGAAACAGCUCCAGCAAGUAAAAGCCUUAUUUGAUGAAAGGAAAAAAUGCAAAUGGUAUUGAGCAGAGCACUGACUCACAGCAUCACUGUGGGGGAUUUGAUAUUAGCGCUACUGCUCCCAAAACUGUUUUGACUGACUAUAUGUACAGGGUUUGAAACGUUUGUACACUCUUCUUCACUCUGACCAUUCCAAAUAAUCUACGAUUGGGAAUGAAAUAUGGGCAGGGUUACAUAUUCACACAGGCAUGUGAAAGUGACCUAAUGUUGGCAGGGUCAGCAUUUUUAGGUACUUGAACACACAUAACUCUUUGGUUCAAAAAUAUUGUCUAGUAAGCUUUUUGCUUACUUUAAAAUAAGGUCAUAGGAGAUGUGCAAAAUACACUGUAAGUUCAGAGUUGCCCACGUGAACUUGCAAGUUGCUUACCUCUUUUUUUUUUUAAAGAAAAAGCUGAUGUUUCGCCACAUCCUUUCAGCAGCUUGGCAAACUGUGAGGGUGAGCUCUGGCUUCAGAAUACGGGUCAGCUGCAGUUUCCUUCCUUCCAGUCAAAUGUUUGCUAGUUCCUGUUCAGAAAAACAAAAAACAAAACACCAAACAAAAAAAAUCCCACACCCAAACACAUCAAAAAACCCAACAACAACCUGGCGCCAAAGUGGCACUUAGGAUAAGCGUGUUUAGCAGAAACAGUGAGUCUGAGGUUGGAAGGCCAAAUGCCACAUGGCAGGACUUACCUUUGUUAGAUUAGAAAGUCCAAAGUGAAGUGAACCACUGGGCGGAAGAGGUGAGGGGAGGCUUUUCCAGAAGGGCAUUCAGCCACCAUCAGUCUGUGUUUACAUUUUUGACCUUUCUAUCCUUAAAUAAGCUGUGAAACACUUGUGAGCAGCUUCACAGCUGAAACUGCACUGCAUCGGGACACUGUUGCGAUUUGAUGGAGCAGCUGACGAUAGCUGCACUUUGGUGCACAAACCUGUUCUCAGGUGCACGAUUAGCCCAUGCAUCAAUGCUGACAGUCCUGGCCUGCCUUACCAUCUGUGUACAAGGGCCUCACAGACCUAAAGCCAGAAUGUGGGGGGGUCAGGUCAAAGGUUAGUUUAAUAAUAUUUAAGAACAGGAAGACUGGUGUAAUCUCUCACUGUGUUUGAGACACUGAUACAAACAUGCUGGGAUUGGAGUGGGGUAACUGUCUGCCUUAGUCCAGCUGGGGUUUUGUGAGGCCUGGUCAUUUUGGAAGGAAGGUGCCCAUUGGCGGCUAAAGUUGGUCCAGCUAGAAAACAAGGGCGUGGCUGUGCUGCUGGGAUGAGGCUGAUGCAGUGGCUACUGAGCAAAGCCACAGGGGGAAACAGCUGUGGCUCCAGCUCUGCUACAGCACCAGCACAACCCUACCCUCUACUACUGAGCUGAAAUGGUUUGUCACCAUGGACUCUGCUUCAGUCGCAGGAGGCACAUUCUGAGGCUGUCUGUCAUGUGUCCUCAGAUUUGAGGUAAGGCAUUCAUCACAAGGAGAUACAUUUCCAUACAUUUCUGGAGGGAUCCACUGUUGGAGGUGAGUGGUGUAGCACAGUGGCCCACAGGAGAGGGAAGAGGUGUCACCUGCCUUGGCCAUGGGAAAGGUGCCAUGGGCUGCAAAUGGCACAGAUGGCCCAGGUUUGGUACAGAAAGCCAGUGCUGGGGCUGUGAGGCUGUGAGCAGCUGGGGCUGGCUGCCCAGGGCACCCAGGCAGUGGAGGGUCACACUGUGCUGCAUUAGAGGAGCCCCAGAGCUCAGGCAUUGGUGCUAAUGCUGCCUGGUGCUAACACUGCCUGCUCGGGUCACAAAGGCAGCCGGCCCCAGGCACAAUCCCAUGGCCGGCCAGUGCCAGCACACACCGACCACCUGUGGCAGAAGAGAGGCAGGCUAUUAAUGUGGAGAAAAGCAAACACAAAAGCAUGGUCCUGCUGCUCUGCCCCGUCCCUACCCUAUGAUUGCACAAGUUGUUCCUCUUGCAUACCAGAGAGGGCAGCCACCAACAAACCCAUACUGUGAUGGCUCUGUUGGUUUUUUUUAAAAUUCAAGUCUUACACUUGGUAUUAAGUUUACACUUUAUACUUGAUGGAAUGUAUGGCUUUGUUCAGGACACUGCACUACAGUGUUGCAGUACUUCCAGCAGUUCUCUGCCUGGCACAAUGUAUUUUGAUAAGUUCAAUUUUAAUUGGAAAAAAGCCCACCCACCUCUAACCUAUAUUGCCCUCUAUCCUAAGGGAGUGGACCGUGGUUUGACUAGCACUUAAGCUUGGAAUACUUGCAUGUAAGGGCUUGAUUUUUAUCGUUCUUAAUCUAACCUUUUAAAGCAGCAUCAAAUAAAUAGAAAAAGCACAGUAACUGAUAUAGAAGGAGAGGCCGGAGCAGAUUACACUUUUCAGUUAGUUCUCUUCUUCUUCAGGUGUUUGCUGUCAGUGCAUUCAAAUGAACUGUGAUAGUUUUGCUCAACAGUAACCUUCUGUACAGGCAGAAAAAACAACUCCAACACUUCUGCUUGAAAAGCUGUAAAAUAUAAUCUGUUUGCGUGGGUCUGAUCCUGUGAACUUCACUAUAUGUGUUUAUAUUGAUGAGGAAAUGAAAAUCAGUCCUAUUCUGUAUUUGUACUACUGCUUGUUUGCUACAAUAGCUUUAAUGAUUUCUAGAGAUUAAGUAUGUGUUGAAGCAGGCCCUGUAGCUUUACCUACAGCCUGGAAUAGGAUUAUUGCCUUUUAUUCAAGCCUCCUAAACAGGUCACUCUGUUAGUAAACCAUUUUCAGUCAUACUGGAACUUUGUAACCCAUCAAGUGGAUCUCACAAAGUGAUGUGAAGUAUAAUUAAGUGAUUGUGGCUCUUUUGGUAGGUUUGGGUCAGCACACAAAACAUUGGCACACUUCCGUAUUUGCAAUUUACCGUUACUGUUACACAGAGAAAAAACCCCACCUCUGACUAUUAUGGGUAUUAUGGCAACACAACAGUUCUAAUCACAUCCUCAGAAAUGAAAAGCAAACUUCUCUUCAACUUUCACAUGUUUACAGGCAAACUGCUAUGGCAAACAGAGUGUUUCUAGCACUAGCUUACAGAGCAUUAUCUUGCAGUCAUCUAGUUUGAAGUCAAAUCUUACUAAUGUGUAAAGUAAUACCUGUUGUACAGAAGUUAAUCUGUUGUUUAAAAUGAAUGGUUAAAAAAAGUGCAAAUGACAAAUACAUGUUGGUGUUUGUAUGGGUUUAUCUAGAAUAAAAGCAUUUGGAGGU
Messenger RNA from Hirundo rustica (Barn swallow), 7533 nucleotides. RefSeq names its product plexin C1 (gene PLXNC1). Gene Ontology annotation, biological process: positive regulation of axonogenesis; regulation of cell shape; semaphorin-plexin signaling pathway involved in axon guidance. The transcript has 32 exons. Lineage: Eukaryota; Metazoa; Chordata; Aves; Passeriformes; Hirundinidae. Gene Ontology annotation, molecular function: protein binding; semaphorin receptor activity. Gene Ontology annotation, cellular component: semaphorin receptor complex. The coding region runs from base 6 to 4349 and encodes 1447 amino acids. The record is from RefSeq and is a predicted model, not a curated record.